AGAAUCCUACGAAAGGUGAGUUGAGGAAAAAGAGGGAGAACAUAUAUAUGCCUCCUUUCCUAUGGCUUUCCAAAAAAUAUUUAUAUAUGUCCACUUCUGUUAGUGUCAUAUGGAUAUUAAUAUUUCAUAUUUUAAGAAAAUUCAAUGUGUGUAUAUUACAGAUUUACAAAUUUUAUAGGAGACUAGAGUUAGAAUAUGUAUUUUUGUUUGAAACUGGGGACCGCCGUCAAACCAAAACCGCACUAAAUUUAAAUUUAUUCUUUUUUACCGCGCAAGUCAAAACCACCUCCCUUCUUCCACCCACGUGGCGGUUGUAAAACCCGCCCGGAGCCCCGGACACCGCUAAUGCAUCCAUCCCCGCUUCCCCUUUGACUACCCCUGGCCGGCUACCGGUCAACGUCACCACGUCCGCUAACUGACGCCGUGAGGCGACCCAACCGCCGCGCUCCACGUGCCGGCGCCGUCACCGCCCCGGCGGACGGCGUCCAACAUAAAACCGCCCACGCACUCACCCACUCCGCAAUUCCCCUCCCCCUCCUCCUGCUCCCCGAAACCCCCCGAUUCGAAUCCGGCGAGUUCGAUUUGGGGAUUUCGGCUCCUCGCUCCCGGAAAUUUCUUGGAUCUGAGGUCGGCUGCCGUCUUCGAUUUGCGGCUGGAGUUGGAGUUUGGGAGUUUUCCGGCUCGAUUUGGUCGGGGGGUUGAGAGUUUCGCUUGCGGGGAUGGCGUCGUCUCCGGUGUCGUACUGGUGCUACCGCUGCAGCCGCUCCGUGAGCGUGUCCCCAGCCACCGUUGUCUGCCCGGAGUGCGAUGGCGGCUUCCUGGAGCAGUUCUCGCAGCAGCCGCCCCGGGGCGGCGGCGGUAGCGGCCGGCGCGGAUCGAUGAACCCGGUCAUCGUGCUCCGGGGCGGAUCGCUGUCCGGGUUCGACCUCUACUACGACGACGGCGCGGGCGACGGGCUGCGGCCGCUGCCCGGCGAAGUCUCGCACCUCCUUAUGGGCUCCGGGUUCCACCGCCUGCUCGAUCAGUUCUCGCGUCUGGAGGCGGCGGCGCCGCGACCGCCGGCGUCGAAGGCUGCGGUGGAGUCCAUGCCGUCGGUGACGGUCGCUGGGGGCGGGGCCCACUGCGCGGUGUGCCAGGAGGCCUUUGAGCCCGGCGCCGCCGGGAGGGAGAUGCCAUGCAAGCACGUCUACCACCAAGACUGCAUCCUGCCCUGGCUCUCCCUCCGCAACUCCUGCCCCGUCUGCCGCCGUGAGCUUCCGGCUGCAGCCACCCCAGAUGCGGAAGCGGAUGCAGGGCUCACCAUCUGGCGACUUCCCCGCGGUGGAUUUGCCGUUGGGAGGUUCGCCGGCGGGCCCAGGGAGCAGCUCCCAGUUGUCUACACUGAGCUGGAUGGAGGCUUCAGUAACGGGGUCGGACCUAGGCGGGUGACAUGGCCAGAGGGAGAUGGGCAAGUGGACGGCGGUGAAGGCCGGAUUCGCCGUGUAUUUAGGAGUCUAUUUGGCUGUUUCGGUCAGGGCAGCCGCCAAGGAAGUUCGUCGCAAUCCCGUAGUGGUUGAGCACAGUUUUCCUUGGUAACUCAUUUUCGAUUCAUAGUGGUGAAAAACUAGUGUUAGUAUAAGAAGGGAACCCAGCUUAUAAUUUCUUGGGACUUUUGGUGUAAAUGAAGGCCUUGCAUUUUCCCCUCCUUUGUCUCAUGUAUCAUUUAAGGAUUAUAAGAUAUGGCUAUGAGCAAACAGUUUGGAAUGAGCUUGGACAGCAAAUUAGGUCCAACAGAAGGGGAAAAGCAGUCAAUUUAUUGAGGAAAUCAAUCGUUGCCAAGAUUGUAGGUAUAGCGAACAGUUGUUGUAUUCACAUCUCUACUAUUUGUGUAUAUAGCAGAUUGGUUCAAGAUGAAUUCCCAUUUUUGCUAUA
Molecule: messenger RNA, 1911 nt
Organism: Phragmites australis (common reed)
Lineage: Eukaryota; Viridiplantae; Streptophyta; Magnoliopsida; Poales; Poaceae
Product: E3 ubiquitin-protein ligase RDUF2-like
Exons: 1
Coding region: 720-1556 (278 amino acids)
Biological process (GO): protein ubiquitination
Cellular component (GO): cytoplasm
Molecular function (GO): ubiquitin protein ligase activity
Source: RefSeq, a predicted model, not a curated record